AUGUGGACCCACUUAAAACGGCAUCACCCGGAGACCCACGCUACUGCUCUUAAAGAAAGGGAUGGAAACUCUACGGCUUCCAGACAGCCUACUGUUGGAGAAAUGUUUGAUGCACAACGGAAAUGGCCAAAUUCGGAUAACAGAUCCAAAAAGAUUGAUGUAGCAAUCAUGGAGAUGAUCGCCACUGACAACCAGCCCUUUACAGUUGCUGCAGAUGUCGGCUUUAAAAGGUUGAUGGCAAUGCUGGAGCCCAGAUAUUCUCUAAAAUCAGAAAAGUAUUAUCGCACUGUGGUUUUUCAAGAUGUCCACUCCAAGGUUGAAAAGAAAAUCAAAGAGUUACUCACCCUGGAAAACGCAGGCCCUCAUCUGUCAUUUACCACUGAUUGUUGGUCAGGAGAGACAGAAUCUUUGAUGAGUCUGACCUGCCAUUUCAUCGACAAAGAAUGGAAAAGGCAACAAAUUGUCCUUAAUGUCAAAGCAAUGCAUGGUUCGCACACAGGGGAAUACAUAAGCGAUGUGUUCCUCGGCCUACUAAAGUACUGGGACAUUGAUGUGGAGAGAGUCGUGUUGGUCCUCCGUGACAGUGGAGCAAACAUGAUUAAAGCAAUGAGGCUCGCUGAAGUUCCUGAUUUGAGCUGCAGUGCUCAUACUCUUCAACUGGUUGUUAAUGAUGGAAUUAACAGCCAGCGAGCUGUGGCAGACAUUGCUGCUAAAUUGAAAUCAUCAGCAACCCACUUCAACCAUUCAGUGCUGGCCAAACAGCGUUUGAGGGAGAUCCAAAAAGAGCUUGACCUUCCUCAGCACAGAAUCAUCCAGUCUGUUCCCACACGCUGGAACUCCACCCUGCAUAUGCUGGAGAGCAUGCUGGAGCAGAGGCGGGCACUCACUGUGUAUGCAGGGGAACAUGGGAAGAUAUCGGUCUUGACAGCAGAUCAGUGGACUCUUGUGGAUAAUUUGAUUGCCACAUUGAGCCCACUGGAACAAGUUACACUUGAAAUGAGUAGGUCCGACUCUACUAUUUCAUGUGUCAUUCCAUGCAUCACGGUGCUUAAGAUGUUGCUGGAAGCCGAAGGUCCCAAGACGAGGGGAAUCGGAACACUCCGCGACACUAUGCUGAAAAGCUUGAAGGGCCGAUUCGACAAGGCAGAAACAACAAGAUGCUUGGUCCUUGCCACAAUACUGGACCCUCGCUACAAGGGUCAUGCCUUGGCAACUGCCACAGUCACAAGUGCCAAGGACUGGAUUAAAGAAGAACAUCACAAUCUAAUUGAGGCUGAAAAGCAACACAGGGCUGCGUCAGAAGGCCAAGCCGAAGACCCAAAAAAGAGGAGAGUGGAGGAAGAAGAGGAAGUGGAGGAAGUCGCUGGUCCAUCUGACAUGUUGGAGAAAAUGUAUGCCAGCCUUCUUGCACAAGGAGGACCAACCCCGGGUGAAGCUGAUGAGGAAGAUGACCUGUUGUUCUCACAUCAGCUGGACCUGUACUUGAGAGAGCCAUUAAUUGACAGGCAGAGAGGCCAGCCACUUGAAUGGUGGAAACAAAAUUCGGUGCGACUGCCCCACCUGGCUAAACCUGCCAGAAAGUUUCUCAGCUCUCCCCCCUCCUCUGUGCCCAGCGAGAGGGUCUUCAGCGAGGUCAGCCACAUAUAUGAUAAGAAUAGGUCCAGACUGACAGGGGAACAUGCUGAGCGGCUCUGCUUCCUCCAUUACAAUCUACAGCUCCUUAACUGGGAUUAUUGA
Molecule: messenger RNA, 1737 nt
Organism: Engraulis encrasicolus (European anchovy)
Lineage: Eukaryota; Metazoa; Chordata; Actinopteri; Clupeiformes; Engraulidae
Product: zinc finger BED domain-containing protein 4-like
Exons: 1
Coding region: 1-1737 (578 amino acids)
Molecular function (GO): protein dimerization activity
Source: RefSeq, a predicted model, not a curated record